Messenger RNA from Ectocarpus sp. CCAP 1310/34, 2087 nucleotides. Lineage: Eukaryota; Phaeophyceae; Ectocarpales; Ectocarpaceae. The record is from the annotation of a GenBank genome assembly.
AUGGUGUAUCACUCGAACAGGCUAGCCGUGGAUAUUCAAGAUAUUCGUCAAUUUGGGGCGAGGGCUUCGCUGGCAGCGGCAACUGGCGUACUACUACCCACUGCGCUUAGCCUCGCGCUGUAUUCAGCGGUUCUCGGGGCGCACUGGAAGGUCUUUUUCUGCCUCACCUGGCCGUACGCUUCUCUUCGUGUGUCAGCGUUGUUGGAGCUAGAGAACUGGUCGAACGACAGUCAUACACUUGGCAGUAUACAGCUCGUGGAACGAUCAGCAUUUUCGUCGAGGCUUGCGGCCUUAGCCGUGGGAGCGGCGCUCUCCCCCACCAGCCUAGGGUUCAGCGCCCAGCUUCUUGGCGAGGUGGGGCAGCUCACGACACCGAUAGGUCAGUUCAUCUGCACGGCGGCCGUGAUCGACGACGUUCUGUCUCUGCUUCUCCUCGCUGAGGUGCAAGCACUCGGCGACAAGAACCCCGAGUGGCACGACUACGCCGUGCCGGUGUUGGCCUCGGUGGGGUCAGUCUUGGUUGGCGGCCUCGCGGCGGUCUACAUCAGUUCCAAAACCGAGCCGCUCGGCGCGUGGCUUUCCUCCCUCAACAAAAAAAAAAGCAGCAACGAAAACGGGCGCCUCUCGUCGUCUCCAGCACGCCGAGCGGAGGUGGCGACCGGGACGGCGCGACAAGGAGAACAGGACCUCUCGCCUUCUGUCUAUCGCUCUCCUCCGGUUGUCAAUGAACUGACCGCCGCUGUCGACCGGGGCCUAACAAUGGUGAACACGACGACGGUACCGCUAGAAUCGGGUGUGUUUAGCACUCCCGCCGCCUUUGUCGUAUCACCCACGCUGUACGGUGGUGAUGCUGGCCGACAAGGCGAUGCGGGUUCCGUGAGGCGAGGAGAUCGAGUCCUGCUCACGAUGGUGUUGGCAUUUUCUCUGGUGUUUGCCUACCUGUCGUCCCUGGUGGGCAGUUCGGACCUCCUAGGGUGUUUCCUGGGCGGCUUAGCGUUUUCAGGGGUGCCCGGCGUCCAGACCAUUUGGGCACGGCAGAUGAAGCGGUACUCUCAGUGGGGGGCAAGGCUCUUCUUCUCUGCGACGGUCGCGUUCAGCGUGCCGUCCGUCUACAAGGACGGCGGCCUUCUCAGAGUCAAACCGUUCUGGAAGGGUCUUAUCCUUACGGUGGCCGCGAUUGUCGGAAAGCUCGUCGUGGGCUUCUACGCGGGACCCCCGUUGACACUCUCUGGCUUCCUGAAGCUGGGCUGGGCUAUGAACGGGAGGGGGGAAUUUUCGUUUUUCAUUGCCCAGGAAGCGAGCGAGGAGGAGGUCUUGACGACCGAGGACUACUCGGCGGUGGUUUGGGCACUGCUAUUGAGCUCCAUCGCCGCUCCUGUGUUCUUCAGAAGGGUCCUGGCCAAGGAUAACGAUGAUGUGAAUGAUGCCCACAGCAAUCCUCGCCGAAAAAAGCACGGCGAAGAAGAGUUGGCGGGGGGGGGCAGCACGACUGCCGUGCGAUAGAAGCUUGUUUUGUUGCGGCACUCUUGCCGUUCUCGUACAAUCCAUAACCUCAAGCGUGGUGUCGACGCUUUGAAGCUGUAGCACCUCGAAUUCCCUGCCAAUGACAUAAAAUAACCGGGAUGCAAUGAGGUGCUAGGUGCUGUAAUAGGCCCGGACGACGUGGACGCAUGUUGCCGGAGCGCGAACCAACUCUCGAACUGUAACUACGUCCGUUCGAUGCACUGUGUUCUUCCUGCUCUCGCGUCGUGAUGCACGUACACCGUACGGUCGCCCCUGCACGUAGGCUCGAGGGGAUCCUCAACAGAACGGGUCUCAUUUUCGAAGGGUCGCGCGCGUUCGAAUCGUCCCUUGGCGCUGUUUCCACGUCUCACCGUCCUUUAUCGCCAACGAAAUGUCAACUUCAAACGCACCCAGAGGCACGUUCAGAAACACUGCGCCACCACGACACACAAUUGACGGCAAGAAGACCCGCAGUCUCAGACGCGUAACUUGGCCACGAGACGUUCAUUACCCCACCCAGGAGACGUUCAUUAUCCCACACCUCCUACGUACCGUAUAUGACACACGAUAACACACCCCCUUGA